This is a messenger RNA of Danio rerio (zebrafish), 2732 nucleotides long. The record is from RefSeq and is a predicted model, not a curated record. Lineage: Eukaryota; Metazoa; Chordata; Actinopteri; Cypriniformes; Danionidae.
AUACAAAUACAUAAAUGAAUAGGCUAGCUCUGAUAAUACUUGUUUCAACAGUCGAGUUGUGAGAGGCGCCAAAAUGAAACCUGAAAUACAAAUUCCAUUCAAAUCAUAAUUCCCCGUAAAGUCACUUCAGACCUCGCGCUCUACAUUUUUUGUGUGAGAGGGCGAAAGUUUAUCGACGGAAUUCCUGGCGUUUCGAGGCUGUCUAGAUAGUCAUCACACUGCGCUUUGAGACGCGGCCCUGGUGUCUCUUUUUGGCAGAGGCAGAGGCUUUUGGGGACUUACCGGAAACCAAACUUUUUUUUUUUCAAGCCUCAAACUUGUAGCUGCUGCAGAAGUCGAAAGAGGAAAAAGAGCAGCAGAGUCCCGUUACAUUUCAGCUCGUCGUACGCAGUUCCUUGUUUUUUUCUCCUUCUUCUUCUUCAUCGUCAUGUUGAAUGUGGGAAAGUUGAGACGAAGAGCGAUCAACAGUUUUAACCCGAGAUAAAGUCCUGCGUCGAGCCUUUUUUCUCCUGCGCAUAACGGGAUCUUUGUUUUUAUAACAUGGAAGAUGGUGUGAAAGAGGAACCAGCCAAGCCCAAAGAGGUGAAGAGCGCAGAGAAGGCCGGCUGGUUGAAGAAGUCUUCAGGGAAGUUCUUGAGCAGCUACAAGGACAGAUACAUUCAGCUGGACCGAACCGCCAUCGCCGUCUACGAGAAUGAGGAAUUAACAACAUGCCUGGAGAAACUGGAACUGGACAACUACGAGACGUGCCAUGAGCUGAAGAGUGCAUUCAAGAAGAAACACAGGCUGGUACUAAUACGAAGCCCCAAGAGCGGUAACAAGGUUCAAGAUGUCAAACUUCAGGCACCGACUCCUGAGGAGAAGGAGGCCUGGAUCAAGGCGCUGUGUGAAGGAAUUAAUAAGGCAAAGAACAAAGUUUUUGAUGAGGUGAAAGUUGAUGAAAGUAGUACUUUAGAGCAUGUCACACGGGACCGGCCUAAAGGGAACCGUGGAAGAAGACCACCUACGAGGAUACACAUGAAGGAGGUUGCAAAUGUUUCCAAUGAUGGAAUGUUGAGACUAGACCUUGAUGGGGAGGUUACUAUGCUCAAUGGAACCCAUACCUUGAAUAAAGAAGGGGAUAAACAGACUGAAACUUCUAAACCAGCCGUAACAUUGAACAACAUCCAGGAGGAGGACGCUGAAGAGGAACCCACACCCCAGAAGAAAGUUAAGCCGCCCAUGCCUCCAUCAAAAGAUAAUAAACCCAGUGAAAGCAUAAAAGAGGAUGAGCCCAAAAACGAGGAGCCUGCACCACAGAAGAACAUUGUUACGCCACCGAUGCCUCCAUCCAAGAAGUCCAAACCUAGCAUCUCUCUGGAGUCUGAAGCAGACAGCACCGACUCUUCUGAAUCAACCCCAUCCAACAAGGGCAUCCAGCCUCCAGCUCCGCCUUCGAAACAUAUGAAACCCAACCAACAGGUAACACCAGCCACAGUCACAACAGACCAAAAAGAAACCCAAGAGAAAAACGAGGAGGUUGACGAUGAUGCAGGUACUAAAGUCAAUGGAGCUUCAAAGGAGAAAGAGGACCAGGACAAACCAGAAGAAGUCGAAAUCUUGAUUCUUUCCAAACAAGUCAUGAAACCUCAAGUAGUGAUGUGGGACUCACCCGUAGUUGUAUCAAAAGAUGCCGAAAAAGAGGCGAAAAGCGCAAAGAAGGUCUCUGAUAUUACAAAAGAAGUUACAACCACAACAGAACCACAGCAGUUGAAUCCAGCUCCAAGUUCAACACCUGAAUCUGUUAAAAAGAGUCCCGGGCCUCCUGCUCCACCCAAGAAGAAGCCAAUUAAGGCACCAGACAAAAAGGAGGACACUCCCCACCAAGGUGACCAACCGGUCCUUUCGGAUUCUUCUAAUGUGUCUUUGAAAAAGGUCUCGGAGCAGUCUUUCAAAAAGGACGAUCCCAAAUUGACAAUUCCAGAUCACAAAACUGAGCCAGUUGGUGAUGUUUCAAGUGAAGAAAUGGAGGAGAAGUCUUUAGACAGUGGACAGCACUCAGGAGAGGAGUCUGAGACCGGUGACCAAGUUACGCCAUCCUCCACAAAGCUCAAAGGAAGCUCCCAGGGAUUAGAUUUGGAGACCAGCGAGGAUGAUCUAGAACCAUCUGACAGCAAAGCCGAGAGUUUGGAGGACCCAUCGUUAGAAACUCCGUCCGUCACCCCAGAGACCUCAGUUCUCAGUGCACAUCCAACCCCAAACCAAUGCUCCAACAAGUCCAUGUCCCGCACUUUGCCUCUCAGUCCCUCCUCCAAGGGUCGUUCUGCAUCCCUUGGAGACCUUCUUUCUGAGAGCACCGAGAGAAUGGAAAGCAAGGGAAAACCACAAGGAAGUGAGCUCAAGGUCUUGCAAAGCAAAGUGUCUAUUGAGAUUGAAAAGACGGGAGAGCUGCUGAAUGCAAUCGCGACCGGACAGAGUGAAGACAAGGAGGAAGCAAGCCCAGAGAUGCUGCUAGCUGCAGCCAUGGAGAAGCUUAGGAAAGCCGAUCAGUUCCUAAAGGAAGCCAGAAGCUUUAAAGAUCCAAAGGGCAGCAACAGAUUAAGUUUGUAAUGGUAAGUGUUGGUGGACAGAACCUGUAGGGAUGAUCCAUGCUGAAAAUGCAAUACACAGUAUGAAAAUGAUCAAAUCAAGAACUUACCCCUCUCCAUUUUCUAAUCCCAGAGCUACUUUUUAAACCUCGCUAGGCCAGGUUA